Messenger RNA from Diabrotica balteata, 1249 nucleotides. Lineage: Eukaryota; Metazoa; Arthropoda; Insecta; Coleoptera; Chrysomelidae. The record is from the annotation of a GenBank genome assembly.
GACGACCCAUACAUUGGUAUCGGUAGUCGGUACGUGUCGUCCGCCUCUGUGUCUUUCACUUUGUCUGCAGCGGAACGCAAAGUAUGAAUAUUCUCGGCGUGGAACUGGACUCUACCACUCUACUAGCAAUUUUCGCUGUGUUACUUCUUGGUUUUUUGACCGCUGUUUCAUUACUGAAGUUUUACGCUUAUGUGACCUGCGGAUUCUUCCACGAAAAAGUUAGAAUGGAGGGAAAAACUGUAAUUGUUACCGGAGCGACGGGCGGGAUUGGAAAAGAAACAGCGCGGGAGCUGGCGAAAAGAGGAGCUAAAGUCAUUAUUGCUUGUAGAAAUGUUGAGUCUGCCAAAAAAGUAAGAGACGAACUAGCAGAAGACACAAAAAACCAAAAUAUCAUCGUAAAGAAACUUGAUCUCUCAUCUCAACAAUCAAUAAGAGAAUUCGCCGAAGAUAUCAACCGAACCGAAUCCAAAUUGGACGUUUUGGUCCAUAACGCAGGUACAGCGGAAAAUAAACUAAAAAAAUCAGAAGAUGGCAUUGAACUGACAAUGGCGACCAAUCAUUUUGGACCAUUUUUGUUAACACAUCUCUUAAUUGAUCUCCUUAAACGUUCAGCACCUUCCAGAAUAGUCGUAGUAGCUUCAGAAUUAUACCGACUAGCUUCACUAAAUCUAGACAAUCUCAAUCCUAGCAGCACUUGGUGCCCUGAAUAUUGGUACUACGUAUCGAAAUACGCCAAUAUAUGUUUUACUUUAGAACUUGCGAGAAGACUGGAAGGCACUGGAGUAACAGUCAAUUGUUUGCAUCCGGGUAUGAUUGACAGCGGAAUUUGGAGGAAUGUACCUAUACCGCUGAGUUGGGGUCUAAAAUUAAUAAUAAAGUGUUUCUUUAAAACCCCAAAACAAGGCUGUCAAACCUCAGUAUUUCUAGCUUGUUCCGAAGAAGUUAAAAAUGUAUCAGGACGAUACUUCAGAGACUGUUCUGAAAGACCCUUGAGCUCAGGAGCUCGAGACGUAUCCAAGGCAAGAAAAUUAUGGGAGUUAUCAGAAACUUUCGUAAAUUUAAGUAAUGAUGAUCCCAAACUUUAGUCAUAAACAUUAUAUUUAUAUUAUUAUUUUGAUUAAAAUUCUUUUAUAAAUAUUUUAUACUAAAAAUAAUUAAAUUAUAGACCUCAUAAUUUAUGUAGAAUGUGAUUAAGAUGUUUAAGCGGGUAAAUACGUACAUAAUAGAGCAAAAAUAAAUACGAUACUAC